This is a messenger RNA of Oncorhynchus keta (chum salmon), 6749 nucleotides long. Its product is annotated as zinc finger protein 35-like. The coding region runs from base 345 to 1244 and encodes 299 amino acids. The record is from RefSeq and is a predicted model, not a curated record. NCBI's taxonomy places the organism in Eukaryota, Metazoa, Chordata, Actinopteri, Salmoniformes, Salmonidae. Gene Ontology annotation, molecular function: RNA polymerase II cis-regulatory region sequence-specific DNA binding; DNA-binding transcription factor activity, RNA polymerase II-specific. The transcript has 2 exons. Gene Ontology annotation, biological process: regulation of transcription by RNA polymerase II.
CUCAGUCCCUGUUACAGCCUACAGAUGUGGAACAGAGAGUGGAGACUGAACCCAUACUGAUCAAAGAUGAGGAGACAGCAGAGGACGUGUGGAAGACUGACCCUCAGGAAGAGCUCAGGAUUACUGGAGAGGAGCCUGGUUCCAAGCCUGGGAAAUCACCAUCCUUUGAGCAACGGCACUGUGAUGAGGACUUCAUCACACAACCCAAUAUAUCUCCCAGAGACUCCGUGGAACAUUACCCCAAUUCUGAUCGUCCAGAGGAACCAGGAACACCCCGGCUCUCAUCUACAAAGGUGUUCAGCACAGAGCAGCACCGGCCAGACGAGGACUCACUAAACCUAGUGAUGGUGAAAGAUGAAAAAGAGGAGGAGCUGGAUCAGACCACAACCCUGGCAGGACCUGACCAGUUUGUCAUGGAUGACAAUGAUGGGCAGCUGUGGACCUCUGUGGAUCCAGGCAGAAACACUGACCCUGAUGGCCACCCAGAUUUCUCCUUUCAUUCCACAGAAGAGUACUCUCAGAAUAUCUCAAUUUACCCAUCUCAUAGUGGGCUGCCAUCCAUUCCUACGAUGACCAAUGAAGUGGGGCCACCGCUUCACUCUUCUAUAUGGAAACCACAUGCUAAUAUGUUCAGUGCAGCAAAACACAUUAAAAGACAUAUCAGGACAUCGGCUGAUGAGACUAGACAACAGAUGCCAGAGGGACAGAGUAGCGAGACGCUGAACUCAAAUAAUGCAGGUAAUAGUUUAGCUCUACAGUCAAGGCAGCAUCAAUACAGGGCUUCAGAAGCAACAGUGAGAUUGAGUGAGUGCAUGACAGGGUCAAACAUGGCCACCACCUCCACCUUCUCAGAAUACAGCCUGAGUCGCAGUAGUUUUAACAUGGUGAAGAGAAUGAGGACUCAAUGGAGGUCGGGCGGCACCACCGAGAGGCGUUUCAGCUGCACCUUUUGUGGGAAGAGCUUCCAGCGUCUCUGCCAGCUCAAAGUACACCUCCGGAGUCACACCGGAGAGAAACCGUACACCUGCGAUCAGUGUGGCAGGAGUUUUACCCAGCAGUGCAACCUGAUCAGACAUGCUAUGGUCCACAGCGGGGAGAAGCCCUACGAGUGCACACAGUGUGGGAAGUGCUUCACCCGGCGCUCCAAAAUGACAUCACAUCAGAGAACUCACAUAGGAGAGAGUCCAGUGUCUCAAUACGUGAUACCUGCAUACCCUGGGGAUCCACACAAAAGUUUAAUGUAGUCUCAGAACAAAUAGGAACAUAAUUUCAGUUUUUCUGUAACUCUUUCUACAUGGAAUUGUGGUGCAGAAGGUAUUUUGACAAGCUUUUCCUCCAAAUAGUUUGUGCUUUUCUUGUUUGAUUGUUGAAGGCUUGAUUUUGAGAGUGAAUCUGUCUUUUAGAUCAAUAAUACUAAUACAUGAGACCUAUAUGUAGAGCUUUUCAAUGACCCAAAAUUGCUUUACAAUUGUUGAAAAAAAUGAUCACAAGACGGCACCAGACUAAUAGCAGGAGAAACAAAGAGAAGGGGGAGGGGCUUAAAGUAAGGACAAGAGUGUGUGUAGGUGCUUUUUUUCAAUUAGAUUUGCUCAACUCCUGUGUCUUUUCAUCCAAGUCCUCUCCCGCCUCCUUUGGAAAAAAGGUCAAAAUAAUGGAGGAGAGGGGGUGAGGAGAGUGAUGUGGACGAAAAUGUGCUUUUAUGGAAUGAGAUGGUCCUUAUCCAUCAGGCAAAGGACGUUUACCGGGGUGGAUCCCAAAAUAAAUGUGUAAAGCGAUGAAAAAAAUGUAAGUUAGUUUUGCAAUACAUUUUAUACAUAAAAGAUUAAGUAGCAUAUUGUUUUUAAAUGUGUGCAUGCUUUUCUCUGACGACAAUUCAACGGCUGAUUCAAAGGGUGUGUUGAAGUGUUAAAACUCUUCUGUGCUAGGAUACACUUGUGCUUCCUCGUCAAAAGGGGGGCUAUCAAGAAGGGGGAGACGUCUUAGUUUGCCCAAUAACGAAUAGAGUACCACAGUAUGAGUCAUAAUACCCAUAAAACCUAGCGGUCAAACUAACAUGGUUUCUAUUGUUAUUCCACCAUAAAUUGUUCCCAUUGGGGAUUUUAGAAACACUUCAAAUAAGGGCUGUGUUUCAUGUAGGCUUACCCUGACAUGACAUUUUGAUAACCAUGUAAAUAUCUCAAUUAAGUAUUUACUCCCCCCCCAAAAUGUAAUGCUAAUUAGCUGCUAAUGUGGCUAUCAUAAGAACUACAAAUGCCAUGAUGAUCUAGACGAGACUGUCGAGGCAAAGGUAAGAAUCUCUGGAUUAACUAUCUGUUAGCUAAAUGUAGUAAUGAAUAAACUCGCAAAAUGUUUUUCAAUUGACAGUUCUGUGAACUGUCUUGUGCAAGUUGUAAAUUGACACAAUACCUGUUAGCAAAGGCGUCAGUUAGAGAUGACAUGCAGGAGCUUGCAGGGAUUUGUAGUUUUGCAUAAUGCCUACGUUGACGGUAAUUAACAUUUUCGAAUCUGAGUAAAUAGAGUCGAAUAUAUUGAUUGAGAUUUACAUGGUUAUCAAAACGUUAAGAUAAUCCAUCCCCCUGUUAGGGUUAGGAAGCAUAUCAAGAAGCUGAUUAAACAGCAUGAUCAUUACAGAGGCGCACUUUGUGCUGGGGACAAAAAAAGGCCACUCUGAAAUAUGUCGUUUUGUCAUACAACACAAUGCCUCAAAUUUUGAGGGAGCGUGCAAUUGGCAUGCUGACUGCAGAAAUGUCUACCAGAGCUGUUUCCAGAUAAUUUAAUAUGAAUUUCUCUACCAUAAGCAGCCUCCAAAGUCUCAAUACAUGGUACCCGCAUACCCUGGGGAUACACACACAAGUUUAAUGUUGUCUCAGACCAGAUGGAACAAAGUUAAUAAUCUGAUAAUUUUUUGGAUAACAUCUUCUAUGGGAAAAGUUGGUACAUAAGGUAUUUUGAGACAUUUUGACUAGAUUUUCCUACGAAUUCAUUUGUGAAAUGUUUUUCAUGUUUGACUGUUAAGGGCUCCUAAUUUUUUAUUUAUUUCAAUAACCUAUUUAAAAAAACAUUUCUCAUUUACAAUGUGACUCCAAAAUGACACAAUACAUUAUUUACUAUGAAUUUAUAUUGGGCACAACAUAAUCCGAAACACAACCAAAACAAACUGCAAAUGCAUCCAACAAGUUUGUAGAGUCACAAGCUUGAUUUAGUCAUUGCGUGCUAGGAAUAUGGGACCAAAUACUAAACAUUUGACUAAAUGUAAUACACUACAGUUGAAGUCAGAAGUUUACAUACACCUUAGCCAAAUAAAUUUAAACUCAGUUUUUCACAAUUCCUGACAUUUUAUCCUAGUAAAAAUGCCCUGUCUUAGGUCAGUUAGGAUCACCACUUUAUUUUAAGAAUGUGAAAUGUCAGAAUAAUAGUAGAGAAUGAUUUAUUUCAGCUUUUAUUUCUUUCAUCACAUUCCUAGUGGGUCAGAAGUUCACAUACACUCAAUUAGUAUUUGGUAGCCUUGCCUUUAAACUGUUUAACUUGGGUCAAACAUUUCAGGUAAUCUUCCACAAGCUUCCCACAAUAAUUUGGGUGAAUUUUGGCCCAUUCCUCCUGACAGAGCUGGUGUAAAUUAGUCAGGUUUGUAGGCCUCCUUGCUCGCACACACUUUUUCAGUUCUGCCCACACAUUUUCUAUAGGAUUGAGGUCAGGGCUUUGUGAUGGCCAAUCCAAUACCUUGACUUUGUUGUCCUUAAGCCAUUUUGCCACAAGUUUGGAAGUAUGCUUGGGGUCAUUGUCCAUCUGGAAGACCAAUUUGAGAACAAGCUUUAACUUCCUGACUGAUGUCUUGAGAUGUUGCUUCAAUAUAUCCAGAUAAUUUCCCUCAUGAAGCCAUCUAUUUUGUGAAGUGCACCAGUCCCUCCUGCAGCGAAGCACCCCAACAACAUGAUACUGCACCCCCGUGCUUCACAGUUGGGAUGGUGUCUUUGGCUUGCAAGCCUCCCCCUUUUUCCUCCAAACAUAACAAUGGGCAUUAUGGCCAAACAGUUCUAUUUUUGUUUCAUCAGACCAGAGGACAUUUCUCCAAAGCCUUUCAGGUUAUUUCGAUAUAGGACUCGUUUUACUGUGGAUAUAGUAAAUUAUGACAAGCAUACCCAUAACAUGAUGCAGCCACCACCAUGCUUGAAAAUAUGAAGAGUGGUACUCAGUGAUGUGUUGUUGGAUUUGCCCCAAACGCUUUGUAUUCAGGACAUAAAGUUAAUUUCUUUGCCACACUUUUUUCAGUUUUACUAUAGUGCCUUAUUGCAAACAGGAUGAGUGUUUUGGGAUAUUUUUAUUCUUUACAAGCAUCCUUCAUUUCCAGCAGCAGCAUACCACCCUGCAUCAGACACUAGAUGCUGCUGGAACAGGUGUUGGAGGGCCAGUAGGAGCCACCCUUUCCUCUGGUCUGAAAAAAAUAUCCCAAUGGACCAGGGCAGUGAUUGGGGACAUUGCCCUGUGUAGGGUGCCAUCUUUCGGAUGGGAUGUUAAAUGGGUGUCCUGACUCUGUGGUCACUAAAGAGCCCAUGGCACUUAUUGUAAGAAUAGGGUUGUUAACCCCGGUGUCCAGGCUAAAAUCCCAAUCUUGCCCUCAUACGGUCACCUAAUCAAACCAAGCUUACAAUUGACUCCUUCAUCCGAUCCCCUGUAACUAUUCCCCAGGUUGUUGCUGUAAAUGAGAAUGGGUUCUCAGUCCACCAAAAGAAGACCACCAAAUACUCUUGAAAUCUCCAUAACUAACUACAACAUUUUCAGACAAGAUAGAAAGGCCAAAGGGGGUGGUGUUGCAAUCUACUGCAGAGAGAGUCUGCAGAGUUCUGUCCUACUAUCCAGGUCUGUACCAAAACAAUUUGAACUUCUACUUUUAAAAAUCCACCUCUCUAAAAACAAGUCUCUCACUGUUGCCGCCUGCUAUAGACCACCCUCUGCCCCCAGCUGUGCUCUGGACACCAUAUGUGAACUGAUUGCCCCCUAUCUAUCUUCAGAGCUCGUGCUGCUAGGUGACCUAAACUGGAACGUGCUUAACACCCCAGCCAUCCUACAAUCUAAGCUUGAUGCCCUCAAUCUGACACAAAUGAUCAAUGAACCUACCAGGUACCACCCCAAAGCCUUAAACACGGGCACCCUCAUAGAUAUCAUCCUAACCAAAUUGCCCUCUAAAUACACCUCUGCUGUUUUCAACCAAGAUCUCAGCAAUCACUGCCUCAUGGCCUGCAUCCGUAAUGGGUCAGUGGUCAAAUUACCUCCACUCAUCACUGUCAAACACUUCACCGAGCAGGCCUUUCUAAUAGACCUGGCCUGGGUAUCCUGGAAGGAUAUUGACCUCAUCCUGUCAGUAGAGGAUGCCUGUUUUUCUUUUUAAAUGCCUUCCUCACCAUCUUAAAUAAGCACGCCCCAUUCAAGACAUUUAGAAACAGAUAUAGCCAUUGGUUCUCUCCAGACCUGACUGCCCUUAACCAACACAAAAACAUCCUAUGGCGUUCUGCAUUAGCAUUGAACAGCCCCCGUGAUAUGCAACUUUUCAGGGAAGUUAGAAACCAAUAUACGCAGGCAGUUAGAAAAGCCAAGGCUAGCUUUUUCAAGCUGAAAUUUGCUUCCUGCAACACAAACUCAAAACUAAAUGCAUGCUCUUCAACCGAUCGCUGCCUGCACCUGCCCGCCCGUCCAGCAUCACUACUCUGGACAGUUCUGACUUAGAAUAUGUUGACAACUACAAAUACCUAGGUGUCUGGUUAGACUGUAAACUCUCCUUCCAGACUCACAUCAAACAUCUCCAAUCCAAAGUUAAAUCUAGAAUUGGCUUCCUAUUUCGCGACAAAGCAUCCUUCACUCAAGCUGCCAAACAUACCCUUGUAAAACUGACCAUCCUACCGAUCCUCGACUUCGGCGAUGUCAUUUACAAAAUAGCCUCCAAUACCCUACUCAAUAAAUUGGAUGCAGUCUAUCACAGUUCCUCCGUUCUGUCACCAAUGCCCCAUCUACUACCCACCACUGCGACCUGUACACUCUCGUUGGCUGGCCGUCGCUUCAUACUCCUCGCCAAACCCACUGGCUCCAUGUCAUCUACAAGACUCUGCUAGGUGAAGUCCCCCUUUAUCUCAGCUCGCUGGUCACCAUAGCAGCACCCACCUGUAGCACGCGUUCCAGCAGGUACUGUAUAUCUCCCUGGUCACCCCCAAAACCAAUUCUUCCUUUGGCCGCCCCUCCUUCCAGUUCUCUGCUGCCAAUGACUGGAACGAACUACAAAAAUCUCUGAAACUGGAAACACUUAUCUCCCUCACUAGCUUUAAGCACCAACUGUCAGAGCAGCUCACAGAUUACUGCACCUGUCCAUAGCCCACCUAUAAUUUAGCCCAAACAACUACCUCUUCCCCUACUGUAUUUAUUUUGCUCCUUUGCACCCCAUUAUUUAUUUUUCUACUUUGCACAUUCUUCCACUGCAAAUCUACCAUUCCAGUGUUUUACUUGCUGUAUUGUAUUUACUUCGCACCAUGGCCUUUUUUGCCUUUACCUCCCCAAAUCUCACCUCAUUUGCUCACAUCGUAUAUAGACUUGUUUCUACUGUAUUAUUGACUGUAUGUUUGUUUAUUCCAUGUGUAACUGUGUUGUUGUUGUAUGUGUCGAACUGCUUUGCUUUAUCUUUGCCAGGUCGCAAUUGUAAAUGAGAACUUGUUCUCAACUUGCCUACCUGGUUAAGUAAAGGUGAAAUAAAAAAUAGAAGUCAA